GGGGGUAAGUGGAGGCGGAUCCAGAGCUCCCUCCUCAGGUCGGGUCAGAGCUCCGAGCAGAGCUGCUGUUGUGAGCGUGUUCGUGCCGCGCCCUUCCUGCGCCUCCUCCCGCGGAGCCUCGCGCGCAGGUAACUAAAGUACCGGAAGUGAGAGGGGGGGUAGAGCAGGUGACGGAGACCAAAUAAAAAAAUUGCCGCGCUGCUGAAGUUUCUGGGACGUAAAGAUAAAAGGGAAAAAAAAGAGGGGGGGACUUAAGACCCUCCAGCACCAGCAGCACCCUGCGAAGGAAAGACUCGUUUCCUUGAAGUUUUUGUUUGUGUCUCUGAGCUCCGACAAAAGGCGGCUCGAGGAGCGCAGGUGAUCCCGGAGAAACGAACAACUCGACGAUUAUAUCUGGAAGAACUUGACGGACGAGUUGAAACGUAAAAGAAAGACUGAAAACAUAGAUCCAGUUCUGCAGACAGCUAAUUUCAUCAAGGCCUUUAAACUGGAUCUCCAUCUGUCGCCUGUCCACCUGAUGGCGUGCCGAUCUCCAACCCACUGAAGAGGACGAAUCUAAAUGCUGCCCUAGACCUUCACUUCAGCUUCCUGUCAGCAAAUUGUCUGUUCACUUCAGCUCUCCUCCAACAUGGAGUCCACCUGUAGUCCUAGCAAAUAUCAGCACAAUGUCACAUGCUACGAUAAUUGCUCAAUCAGAUUUUUUUAUGAGCAAGUCAACAAGACCAUCAGUUUCAACUGGCGCACCCGUGACUAUCUGGUUGUCACUUUGGGAUUGACUGUUUCCUUCAUAGUUAUUUUUUCCAACGUUUUGGUCAUUACGUCCAUUUUAAAAAACCGACGUUUUCACUUUCCCAUCUACUACCUGCUGGGCAAUCUGGCUUUAGCAGACUUCUUUGCAGGUAUCUCCUACCUCCAUUUGAUGUUUCACACRGGUCCAUGGACUGAAAAACUGUCUAUCGACCAGUGGUAUGUGCGGCAGGGACUGAUUGACACCAGCCUCACAGCCUCGGUCCUGAAUCUUCUUGCGGUGGCAGUUGAGCGUCACCAGACCAUCUUCAGCAUGCAGCUGCACAGCGAGAUGAGCACCCGACGGGUUUUCAUCAUCAUAGUGUUAAUCUGGCUUGUGGCACUCAUCAUGGGCCUGGUUCCCAAAAUGGGCUGGAACUGCCUGUGUGACCUGGGUAGUUGCUCUUCAAUGGCACCGCUGUACAGUCGCAGCUACCUGGUGUUCUGGGCUGUUCUCAACUUGCUGACCUUCUCCAUAAUGGUGGCCAUCUACACCCGGAUCUUUUUCUAUGUGAGGCGCAAGAGCAGGCAGAUGUCACAGCACACUAACCAGCUCAAACACAAAGAGACCGUAAUGAACCUGAUGAAGACCGUUUCCAUGAUCCUAGGCUUGUUUGUGAUCUGCUGGACGCCCGGCCUCGUUUUGCUGCUGCUCGACGGUCUGGACUGUGACUCCUGCAGGGUGUUGGACUUUGAGAAAUACUUCCUGGUGUUGGCGGAGUGCAACUCGUUUGUCAAUCCCAUCGUCUACUGCUUCAGAGACAGCGACAUGAGGAGGACCUUCGAGGAGAUUUUGUGCUGUCUGUGCAAGCGGAAACGCGACCGGAGGGGCUUGUCUGAAGCUCGCUUUACCACCUUGGAGCAAGAGACUUACAGGCUUCGUACCGUCCGGAAGAAAGAGGACACCAACGGGGUCCCUCUCAUCCGUCGAGGCACAAACGACAACCCAGCUCCUCCAGCCGACUGAACAGAAGGCAAACAACAAAAGUCCAACAUGAAAGAACGUUUGACUUAAAGGAGGACGCUUCGAAAGAACUACUUUUUGACGCUGCGGUGAGUUCCAGUAUUAGUGGGAGAUGAGUUCCCUGAUGACCAAAAGCAACUGUUUUCACACAAAAUAAACUCCAGCUUAAAAURUUCCUGAGAUGGGUGAGAUCGCAGGACGCAACAGCUCACAGCAUCAGUCUGGACUCUUUGAAGAGACAAAAAAAAAAAGAAGAGAUUUUAACUCAAAGGAUGAGCUGGUUCUUCCCCAAACUAGACAUGAUGUCAAAAUGAGCGCCCUGCCAUGACGUGAGUGUGGAUCAGCUGUCGGGUCGGUUUARCUUCAGAUCAUAACCUGGAUCAGAGAGAAUUAACAGUUUCUAUAAAAACUGCUCACCGUGAACAGGUCUGURUCUGUGAGGCUGCAUGUUUCCUGCCUGUAAACCUCCACACAAAUGUUGGUGAAACAGCAAGAAAUCUUAGUUUAUUGCAGCUAGAAUUUUUUUUCUAUAAAUAAACCAAUCAAAACUAUUUAAAAGUUUUGGUUUAAUGUUUUCUAAACUGUUAUUAAUCUGUCAGUUUAUCAGGUUGAGUAAAUAUCUCUUGCAACAAAAACUUUCUACGUGAUACUAAAUUCUAAAACUUUUUUUAUUUUAUUUAUUUUUUAAUCCAAAUUUGAACUUCACAUUUGAUUUGGUUUAGCUAAUUAAAUUCCUGAUGGAUUCCUGCACUGACUAAAACCUUCAUCAGGGUUUCUCUUUAGGUUCAGCAGUGAAGAUUGUUCGAUAGUUCCGAUUUAUUUUUUCAAAGUGGGGAGAAGUGGAAAGAUUGUGAACAAUGAGUGUCUUACCUGUUGUAGAUGGCUCUCUGAACAAACUCAGUUUGGAGAAAAAGUUGAAUUUUGAGCAGAAUGAUGAGCCUAUAGCUAGUCGGAGCAUGCUGCUGCUGUCUUCAAAUGCCAAUCAAAACUUUUUAGUUUUUUUUUUUAUUACCGUUUUAUAAACCUCUCCACUGCCAUCAGUUUUGCAUUACACAGGAUUUUUACAAGGUUUUAAGCAGAAAUAUGUUCCUGGUAAAAGUGCCACAGGUUGGACCUGGAAUGCUACAGCUAGCUACUGCUGCUAAUUGCACAAAAUUCUGACAAGAUGUUUAUAAACCAGUGUUUUCAGGAACUGCUAUAACUGAGACUUGACACCUCAAUAGUUCCGUCUGGUUAUAGCCUCACUCGGACUAGCCUUUAGCUCAUCAAUCAAGUCGAGUUUAAACCUGUUUUCUCCAAACUAAGGUUCCUCAAAGAACUAUCUACARCAGAUAAGAUAUGAACUGUUCAUAACAUUUCUACAGAAUCUCACUAACAAAUACAUGAACUCUUACUUUUAUGUAUUUAUUUUUAACCCUUUGACCACUUUUUUUUUGUUUUAUGAACUGUACAAAUGUAAUAAAAGGACAAACUUCACAACAUGGCAAAAUAGACAUUUGAUUAAACUAUUAUCCUAUAAAGCAGUACUGACUGUGUAGGCUUUUAAAUUAUUUUUUUAUUUUUUUAGAAAAUGCUUAUUUUUACAUUUGGUGCCAUUUAGAGAUUGUCCACUUCAGUUGGAUAUUAAAUGUUUUAUUAUAUUGCCAUAUUUUGUGUAAUAACUGUGCAUCCUACAGACCUACAAACCUCUCAAAGUGAAUAUUUUUCUGACAUUUUUUUUAAUAUAAAUGAAAUAUGAGUUUGUAAGGUUGUGCCAAACAUGUUUUUUUCCUCACAUUUUCAGCAGAUUCAAGUUGUUGUAUACUUUUUGUACAUACACUGUAUACAACUGUGUCACUGUGUUUGUUAGUUUCUGCUAAACUGACUACCAAUAAACUGUUUGUGAUACAGUA
Austrofundulus limnaeus is the source of this 3642-nucleotide messenger RNA. It is a transcript of the gene lpar2b, whose product is annotated as lysophosphatidic acid receptor 2b. Gene Ontology annotation, molecular function: lysophosphatidic acid receptor activity. The record is from RefSeq and is a predicted model, not a curated record. The transcript is spliced from 6 exons. Bases 629 to 1753 code for a protein of 374 amino acids. Lineage: Eukaryota; Metazoa; Chordata; Actinopteri; Cyprinodontiformes; Rivulidae. Gene Ontology annotation, biological process: G protein-coupled receptor signaling pathway. Gene Ontology annotation, cellular component: membrane.